UUACGUUUCUGAAAUCGCUUUUAAUGUUGUCUGCAUGUUUGAUCUGUUUUGUAUUGGGUAUAUGACUAUAUCGUUUUAAGGAUUAAUUUAGUCUCUUUUUGUCGGGUGUAGGGCAUUCAUUGCUCCGUGCAUCACUGCGGUAAAGCCCGGUCUCUGGCCUUGAAUGAAUAUCCACAAGGCGGAGUUAGCGAUAAGGCUAGCGUCUACAUCUGAUUAACAUUGCGAUACUAGCUAUUUACGAACUCACAAGAUUGUGCAAUAAUGACAACCGCAUCACUCAAGUACCAUCGUGUGUCUAAAUACCCUCUUAUCCGUUCUGUUCUUUGCUGUUUUAAACGAGUCAUUUGAAGAAGGGUGCAAUCCACCAAACGGGCAGACCCGAGCGAAUUGAAGGUUAUCUUUCAGAAGCAUGCCAGUGUGGUGGAUGCAGAUGGCGAGAAGUUGAUGACCCCGGGGGACUUUGUGCAGAAAUACCUGGGCCUGCACACACAGAUCCAUCACAACCCCAAAACUGUCCAGCUCAUCGCAGGUGUAGCUGAUACCACCAAGGACGGGCUGAUCUCGUUCCAGGAGUUCUUAGCUUUUGAGUCGGUGCUGUGUGUUCCGGAUGCCCUCUUCAUCGUAGCCUUCCAGCUGUUUGACAAGACUGGCACUGGAGACAUCUCUUUUGAGAAUGUGCGGGACAUCUUCAGCCAGACCACAGUGCACCACCACAUCCCCUUUAACUGGGACUGUGAGUUCAUCCGCCUGCACUUUGGACACGAUCGCAAAAAACGCCUUAGCUACCUCGAGUUCACCCAGUUCCUACAGGAGUUACAGUUGGAACAUGCGCGCCAGGCCUUUGCCCAGAAGGACAAGAACAAAAGCGGCACAAUCUCUGCCAUGGACUUUAGUGACAUCAUGGCCACCAUCCGACACCACGUGCUCACACCGUUCGUGGAGGAAAACCUGGUUUCGGCUGCGGGGGGCAGCACCUCUCACAUGGUCAGCUUCUCCUACUUCAACGCAUUUAACUCUCUCCUAAACAACAUGGAGCUGAUCCGCAAGAUCUACAGCACACUGGCCGGUAGCCGCAAGGAUACACUGGUCACUAAAGAGGAGUUUAUCUUUGCUGCUAACAAGUUUGGCCAGAUCUCUCCCAUGGAGAUCGACAUCCUGUACCAGUUAUCAGGCCUUCACUCCCACUCUGGACGUCUGAACGUUUCUGACAUUGAGAGGAUUGCCCCACUGGAGGAGGGAGCGCUGCCCUAUCACCUGGCUGAGAUACAAAAACAGCAGAGCCAGGGUGAUGGUUCCAGGUCAGUGUUGCUGCAGGUUGCAGAGUCAGCCUACCGUUUCAGCUUGGGCUCAAUUGCUGGAGCUACGGGAGCCACGGCGGUGUAUCCUAUAGACCUGGUUAAGACCAGGAUGCAGAACCAGAGGAGUACAGGCUCGUUCGUAGGAGAACUGAUGUACAAGAACAGCUUUGACUGUGCCAAGAAGGUGCUGCGCUAUGAAGGCUUCUUCGGCUUCUACAGAGGUCUUCUUCCCCAGCUCAUAGGCGUGGCUCCAGAGAAGGCCAUCAAACUCACAGUGAAUGACUUUGUGAGAGAUAAGUUCACCGGUAAAGGCGACACCAUUCCCUUUGCUGCGGAGGUGCUGGCUGGGGCCUGUGCAGGGGGUUCCCAGGUGGUCUUUACUAACCCGCUGGAGAUAGUCAAGAUCAGAUUGCAGGUGGCAGGAGAGAUCACCACAGGACCAAGAAUCAGCGCCCUCAGUGUCAUCCGAGACCUCGGCUUGUUCGGCCUCUACAAGGGUGCCAAAGCGUGUUUCUUGAGAGACAUCCCUUUCUCAGCCAUCUUCUUCCCAGUGUACGCCCACACCAAGGCUCAGUUCGCCGACGAACAGGGAAGACUGGGCGCAUUACAGCUGUUAGCUGCUGGAGCCAUCGGCGGUAUCCCUGCUGCCUCCCUGGUGACGCCUGCUGAUGUCAUCAAGACGCGCCUGCAGGUAGCAGCGAGGGCGGGACAGACCACCUACACUGGAGUCACGGACUGCUUCAGGAAAAUCAUGCAUGAGGAGGGAUUCAGAGCACUGUGGAAGGGAGCUGGAGCUCGUAUGUGUCGAUCCUCUCCUCAGUUUGGGGUGACUCUGGUGACCUAUGAGCUUCUACAGCGGUGGUUAAAUGUGGACUUCGGAGGGCAUCGUCCGUCAGGGUCUGAGCCUACUCCUAAGUCUCGUAUCUCGGAGCUUCCUCCGGUCAGUGCUGACCACGUGGGUGGUUACCGUCUGGCUACGGCCACCUUCGCUGGCGUGGAGAACAAGUUUGGCCUCCACCUGCCCAAGUUCAAGUCCUCUGGAGUGGUCUCCAUUCACCAUGAUACCCCUUCUGCCUCCACUCAAGAGGAGGCUGCUGCCCCCUAAAGACUGGGCCUUUAACUACCUGCCCACUCCACUAGGGAAUAUACACUUAGACACACACUCCCAGGGGCCAUGCAAAAUAAAUACAUAAUAAUACACACACACUGUUUGUAGGGCCAUUUAACCAGAAAUACACACACACUCCCAGGGGCCAUGCAAAAUAAAUACAUACUAAUACACACACACUGUUUGUAGGGCCAUUUAACCAGAAAUACACACACACUCCCAGAGUCCAUGUAACCAGACAUACACACAGCUCCCCACUCUUCCCAGGGACUAAUUCAGUGCUCUCUCUCCCUGGUCCUGGAGAGCUGACUGUAGGUCUGUAGUUAAAGCUCAGUCAGUAACCUGAACACUGCACUGUGUUGUACUGUGUUGUAUCUCCAGUGGCUGCAUGCUCCUCUUCUCUCAUCCCUCUUUUCAUCUGAAACGUGUAUUUGAAAAGGAGCCUCGUCUCCCCCACACUCCGGUGCCCCCCCACACACACAUUCCGGUUGCUCGCCUCUCCCCCACGCUGCACUCUCACUCUCUGGUGGCUCCUCUCUUCUCAAUAAUAACUGAUUUAGAUUUUCUAGAAUUUCUUUCGGAUGCACAUUGUGUGUAAGGCUACUUUGAUUGGACAGUGUGUAGGGGAUAUUUGAUUGGACAGCGUGUAAGGCUUUACUCUGAUUGGGCCUUGCACAGGGAAGUUACUGUACAUAUUGUAGAUCUGCUGUACAGAGAUGUGACACUGCUGGAAAGGAAUUGUUACUGUAAGGUUGGACAAUGUUAUGGUAACGUUAGAGCAACACCGUGAGGAUAAUGAGAGAAACAUUUUGGUUACCGAAGUGUUGCAGUAAUGUUAGAAAGCAACGUGACUAACGUCGGAGUGACGUUACUGUUAUGUUAGAAUGACGUUGGGACUCUGUCUCUUGAGAAUCACUGAUGUACAGACCUUUUCAACAUAAGUGUUUAUUGAGGAGAAUCAUGAGCAAAUGAUUAGAUAACUUAAAUCCAUUUCAAUUCAUUGUGUAUUUUAUUGAAAUAAAUAAAGCAUAUGUAUGGUUUUCAUUCUA
Molecule: messenger RNA, 3455 nt
Organism: Oncorhynchus keta (chum salmon)
Lineage: Eukaryota; Metazoa; Chordata; Actinopteri; Salmoniformes; Salmonidae
Gene: slc25a12
Product: solute carrier family 25 member 12
Exons: 18
Coding region: 445-2403 (652 amino acids)
Biological process (GO): aspartate transmembrane transport; malate-aspartate shuttle; L-glutamate transmembrane transport
Molecular function (GO): L-glutamate transmembrane transporter activity; L-aspartate transmembrane transporter activity; calcium ion binding
Source: RefSeq, a predicted model, not a curated record